AUGUGCUUCGGAAGGAUAUCGGAAUAUUUUUGCCGUUUUCUAUCUAUCUAUCUAUCUAUCUAUCUAUCUAUCUCUUUGCGUUCAUAUGUAUCUAUCUAUCUAUCUAUCUAUCUAUCUAUCUCAGUCUAUUUCUUUCUAUCUAUCUAUUUAAUUAUCUAUCUAUCACAGUCUGUUCGAAUCUCUCUCUCUCUAGAUAUAUCACAGGCUGUUCAAAUCUAUCUAUCUAUCUUAGUCUUUUCAUAUCUAUCUAUCUAUCUAUCUAUCUAUCUAUCUAUCUAUCUAUCUAUCUAUCUUAGUCUUUUCAUAUCUAUCUAUCUAUCUCAGUCUAUUUCUAUCUAUCUAUCUAUCUUAGUCUAUUUCUUUCUAUCUAUCUAUCUAUCUAUCUAUCUAUCUAUCUAUAUCUAUCUAUCUAUCUCAAUUUUUUAUUGCUGUCAUGCUUUUUAUCUAUCUAUCUAUCUAUCUAUCUAUCUAUCUAUCUAUCUAUCUGUCUCUCUCUCCUCUGUUUCUAUCUAUCUAUCUAUCUAUCUAUCUAUCUAUCUAUCUAUCUAUCUAUCUAUCUUAUUCUAUUCAUAUCUAUCUAUCUAUCUAUCUAUCUAUCUAUAUAUCUAUCUCAUUCUAUUCAUAUCUAUCUAUCUAUCUAUCUAUCUAUCUAUCUAUCUAUCUCAGUCUGUUCAUUAUCUAUCUAGCACUGUCUGCCCAUGCCUAUCUAUCUAUCACUGUCUGCUUAUAUCUAUCUCAUGA
Molecule: messenger RNA, 741 nt
Organism: Acanthosepion pharaonis
Lineage: Eukaryota; Metazoa; Mollusca; Cephalopoda; Sepiida; Sepiidae
Source: the annotation of a GenBank genome assembly